CCCUGCCGCCCCUCGCCACGGCCGCGCCCUGCACCGAAAAUCAUGCCGAUAAUUUAAUCAGCCUGUACAUACAAAUCUAAAUUUACCAUGACGGUCAGGUGAUCGAUGCUAGAUUUCGAAUUAGAUUUUUGCGUUCGAUUUUUUUGCAGCCGCAAGUGUAUACGAUAGUUGUAGUGUCAGUGUAAGAUUGUUCUGAGUGAGUGUCCCCUGUAAAUAAGUGAAUCGGAUUACAGUUAAGUGUUUUUUUUGCGUUUCUCUGUAAACAUGUGGUGUGUGUUCUUGACUCUCGUGAAAGCAUGAUCGGAAUUUCUUGAUGAAAACCUGGUAAAUGCCACGACGCGACGUGUGGACCGGCAAUGGCGGACUGCUAGCACACUACGAGCGUUGGCGGUGGAAGCUUGUGACACCAUGCUGCUGCUGCAGGUGCUGUGCUUCGUGUCGCUGCCGUCGCUGGCGUCCCGCCUGGUGCGCGGGGACGCCCCGCCGCCGCCGCCGCCGCUCAUCAGCUCGCGCGUCGUGCGCACGAAGUACGGAGACAUACGCGGCUUCAUCGUCACCCCCGAGUCCAGAUACCUAGAGCCAGUUGAAGUCUUCCGCGGUAUUCCUUACGCCUCCCCGCCGGUCGGCUCCCUACGCUUUAUGCCGCCUGUGUCCGGCGCGCAGUGGUCGGGGGUCAAGAUCGCCGAGGAGUUCAGCCCCGUGUGCCCGCAAGUGCUGCCUGAUAUAAGGAACGAAACGGCAGUGCUGAAGAGGAUAUCGAAAGGGAGGUUGGAGUAUCUGAAGAGGAUACUGCCGUUUCUAACGAACCAGUCUGAGGACUGCUUGUAUUUGAACAUCUACGCUCCCGCGCAAGCAGGCGUGCGCGACGCGGUGGCCCGCUACCCGGUGUUCGUGUUCGUUCACGGGGAGAGCUACGAGUGGAGCUCCGGGAACCCGUACGACGGCGCCGUGUUGGCGUCCCAUGCGGGGCUGGUGGUGGUUACUAUUAACUACCGUCUUGGAGUGCUGGGCUUCCUCAACCCCCGCUCGGACGAGUACCCGCGCUCGCCCGCCAACUACGGCCUCAUGGACCAGAUCGCGGCGCUGCACUGGCUCAAGGAGAACGCGGCGGUGUUCGGCGGAGACCCCUCCAACGUGACGCUGAUGGGGCACGGCACCGGCGCCGCCUGCGUGCACUUCCUGCUCACCUCGCUCGCCGUGCCUGAAGGCCUCCUCUUCCACCGGGCGAUUCUGAUGUCGGGGUCGGGCCUGAGCCCCUGGUCGCUGGUAGCCGACCCCAACAAGUACGCAGCGAUCGUCGCCUCUCACGCCAACUGCUCUCCUGAGUUGACCCCGCCGGCGCUGCUGCGCUGCCUCCGCGAGCGGCCGCUAGAGGCGCUGCUGUCGGCGCCGGUGCACGCGCCGGACUUCGCCUACGCCUUCGGGCCGAGUGUCGACGGCGUUGUUAUUGACACUGGAGACAUGCUAGCAAACCCAGACAGUGGGUUCGAGUGGGGUGCCGGCUACCGGGGGCCCAGCGGCAAGGAGCUGCAGAGCGCCAUCAACAUCAUCAACGCAGUGCUUAUGAGGAAGAGUGCUGUUGCGCAACUUACCAAAUACGACCUAAUGCUGGGGGUGACAAAAGCGGAGGCCUACUUCGCGUUCUCCGGCGACGACGUCCAGUACGGCAUCGAAGCGGACCGCCGCUCCAAGAUACUGAAGGCCUUCGUGAGGAACACAUACAACUACCACCUGUCCGAGAUCCUGGCCACGAUUAUAAAUGAAUACACGGACUGGGAGCGGCCGGUGCAGCAUCCGAUUAAUAUACGGGACGAGACACUAGAGGCACUCAGUGACGCACAAGUCGUAGCUCCCAUCGUACUGACGGCUGACACACACUCGGCUCUGCGCAGGAACUCAUAUCUCUAUGUGUUCGACUACCAGACCAAGUAUGGAGACUAUCCACAGCGACAAGGUUGCAUCCACGGCGAGGAGCUGCCGUACAUCUUCGGGGCCCCGCUGGUGGGCGGGCUGGCCCACUUCCCGAGGAACUAUACCAAAGCAGAAGUAGCCCUUUCAGAGUCUGUCAUGCUGUACUGGGGCAAUUUCGCCAAAACUGGCAACCCCAAUGAAGCGCAAGAGAGUGAUCCGAUUAGAGCGGGACGGCAGGAGAGGGUGCGACAGAAGAACAUCGAGUGGACGGCGUACGAGGCCGUGCACAAGAAGUACCUCAACAUCGACACCAAGUCCAAGCUCAAGAACCAUUACCGGGCGCACAGAUUAUCAUUCUGGUUGAACCUGGUGCCGGACCUGCACCGGCCAGGCGGCGACGACGUGCCGCCCGCCCACCACCAGCUCGACGCCGACGACUCCGCCCAGCCCACGCUCAAGACCUUCAGCCCGCCCUUCAAGAAGACCACUGACGUCAUCACUGACGCCGCAGUGGCCACUAAAGCCCCUGUACUCAGCGUGUUAAACGUCACUUCACCAUUGAACUUCAAUAUAGUAGGCCUAAGCAACCCGCCAACCCAGAGCUCCAGUUCAGAAGUACAAAAGUCUGAACAUGGAUCGACCACGAAUCCUCCAGAAGACGGGUUCGCUGCUUACUCUACUGCCCUCAGUGUGACUAUAGCUAUAGGAUGCUCUCUACUUAUACUCAACGUGCUCAUAUUCGCCGGCGUCUACUACCAAAGAGAUAAGACGAGAAUGAACGGCCAAGACGGCCACGCCAACGGCUCCCAUCUGAAGAAAAGAGCAGAAAACGGUCAAAUGCCGAACAACAUCUGCGGGGACCUUGAAGGAGCUUUAUCAUACCAGACUAGUUUAAAAAACGAUCCGGCUACCAUACUGAGCCACCACCAUACUCACUCGCACCACCAGCUACCGCCGCCGGAGUUCGCUGACCUGCCGAGCAACAACGUGGCGAGCAUGGCGACGUUACCGCGAGCGCCGCCGCCGCCGAAGAUAGGCAAGAGUAACAUAAACACUUUAGCAAGUGGACAACUGCAGGAGAACCAGCCGUUGCUCUCGCAUCAGAUGACGCUGAUGAACACGAGCACGCUGACGAAGAAGAACACGCAGCUGAACGCUAAGUCGAGCGUGACGAUGGAGGAGCUGCGCGUGUGACGUCAGCGCGCCUGACUGCAGCGUGCCGGCAGCUGCAGCGACGUGGCGCACCACGACGAGGUCGUGUGACUCCCGCCGGACCUUCUCAAGUCGCUCACGGACUACAUCUAAAGCGGGAAUCGGACGGCUCAUUUUUCGUUCAUUUUUCGGUCCUUCAUUCGGCAUCUUUCACUCGAAAUGAUACGUGUGGACUCAAAAUGAAACAAAAGAUAAUAUUUACUAGAAUGGACCGUCUGAUUCCGCCUUAAUAGACGUGAGCAAUGAACUUGGAAGGCCUAAAAAACAAGUGACUGUGAUCUCGAAGUAGAUCUGUGAUUGGACGUUUGAGACUUUUUCAUAUCGAACAGUGUGGUGGACAAAACAAGUGACUGUGAUCUCGAAGUAGAUCUGUGAUUGGACGUUUACGAUUACGACUUUUUCAUAUCGAACAGUGUGGUGGACGAAGCAAUCGAUGCCAGUGUUGAUGCUGCGGUGUAUGUUGAACUAUAGUGAAUUUUAAACCGUAACGUUACGGUAAGAUUUUUCUCCAAAAAUAAAUAAAUAUUAUAACUAGUAAAAUGAUAUUAUUAAAGUUUAGAAAAACAAUUGAAGUACAAGUGAUGGAGGUUUAAAACUUAUCUCUCUUGGAACUAUGGAACGGUUUGUGUAUUAAUGCAGUGUAUAUGGUGUAAAUAGUAAUAAUGUAAUUAUCUUUGUGAACGAUGUAUAUAACUCAGCAGCUCUGUCGCAUAUCCAUCCUAAUAAUGUACUCAGUAAUAGCACAAAUAAUUUUAAACGAGUUAAUUAGGCAAAUUAUCCAAUUGAAAAUUACUGCCAUGAUUUCCAUGAAAAUGAAAAAAAUAUGUAUUUUAUAUUCCGUUUUAACUGCAAUAUAAUUUUCUUUUU
This is a messenger RNA of Plutella xylostella (diamondback moth), 3990 nucleotides long. It is a transcript of the gene Nlg3, whose product is annotated as Neuroligin 3. Lineage: Eukaryota; Metazoa; Arthropoda; Insecta; Lepidoptera; Plutellidae. The record is from RefSeq and is a predicted model, not a curated record.